Molecule: messenger RNA, 3165 nt
Organism: Electrophorus electricus (electric eel)
Lineage: Eukaryota; Metazoa; Chordata; Actinopteri; Gymnotiformes; Gymnotidae
Gene: mok
Product: MOK protein kinase
Biological process (GO): protein phosphorylation
Molecular function (GO): ATP binding; protein kinase activity
Source: RefSeq, a predicted model, not a curated record
AUUCAUGCAGCUGAGAUAAAGGUUGUGUGAGCCAUGCUAAAAUUAGGCAUUAUAUCCUGUUUCUAGGGGGGUAUAACAAAAUAUUUUUGACUACUUUUUAAAAAUAUUUGCUGUUAAAUUCCAGCAAUGUUGCUAGAAUCUUGACCGUGACAGGACAGAUCGAAAAAAAGUGAAAACAGGAAAUAUGUUAAUUACUUGUCCAAAUCCCAAGGUUAGAUAUUAAAAUAUUAUCGCCACUUAAACGCCGUUCAUUAUGAGCAGGAGUUGCAGCUGAGAAACAUUUUUUAAAUUGCUUAAUGGGCAAAGAAUUUUUAUAUGUUAAUGCUAUUGGCAUAAAAUAGCUUAGCUAUAUGAAAGAACAUUGAAACACGUUUGCAAUGCAUCCCAUGGACAACGACAAGAAACGAUGGGAACCUGAGGUCGCGCUCAGUAAUCAUCUUACUAAAAAAGAUUACAAAACAGUAAAGAAAAUCGGAGAAGGGACAUUUUCUGAAGUGGUGAGGGUACAAAACCUCAAGGAUGGAAAAUACUAUGCCUGUAAAACGAUGAAACAGAGCGUUAACAGCCUUGAACAGGCACACAACUUCCGUGAGGUCCAAGCAAUGAAAAUACUGAGUCCACACCCUAACAUACUGCAGCUUCAUGAACUAAUAUUUGACCAGGAUACAAGGACCCUGUCAUUGAUAUGUGAACUAAUGGAGAUGAACAUAUAUGAAUUGAUUAGAGGCAGGCAGGUUCCCUUAGCUGAAAACAAAGUGAAACACUACAUCUACCAGCUUUGUAAAGCUCUGGAUCAUAUGCACAGCAAUGGAAUUUUCCACAGAGAUGUGAAACCAGAGAAUAUUUUGAUCAAACAUGAUGUCCUGAAGCUGGCAGACUUUGGCUCCUGCAGGAGUGUGUAUUCCAAGCCCCCUCACACAGAAUACAUCUCUACCCGGUGGUACCGUGCCCCAGAAUGUCUACUUACAGAUGGUUACUACUCACUCAAAAUGGACAUGUGGAGUGCAGGCUGUGUGUUCUUUGAAAUCAUCAGCUUGAGUCCCCUGUUUCCAGGGAGUAAUGAGGUUGAUCAGGUGUCCAAGAUUCAUGAUGUUUUAGGCACACCAGAUAGCACAGUCCUCCAGAAGUUCAAACAGUCCCGUGCCAUGCAUUUCAAUUUCCUGCCUCGGGAAGGCACUGGGCUCUCUCAGCUGAUUCCUCAGUGCUCCACGCCUUGUCUGUCUCUGCUCUCCCACAUGCUAGCCUAUGAUCCAGAUGAACGCAUCAGCGCUUGUGCAGCAUUACAGCACCCUUGCUUCAGAGAGCUGCGGCUGGUGGAGAGAAGAGCAGUGGGUCUACACAGGUCUAUGGCAGCAGAGACAGGCAUGCCAAGCUCUGUGGAGCACCUGUGGCGUAUUGCCCGCCAGGGGAGACGACAGCAGCAGCUCAAGCAUGUUGUCAACCCCCUCAGCAGACGUGUUGGACCCCAUUACCCUGUGGAGCUGCCGAAACUUAACGUGGUGGUGCCCACACCUAAAGUCCCCUACCCAGUGUCGAGUUUUCCAGCUCUGGCCGUACCACACAGAGGGUACCUGCCAACCAUCACCUCCAAAAUGUGCCAUUCUCGCUUAACAAAGCCCAGAGAAGAUCCAAAAUGCUCAGCAUUGAAGAGCUACUAUAUGCCUCCUCUGCAGAGGAAAGGAGGUGGCAGCUGAAGUCAAGAUUUGAAAUGUGGAACUGAACUGCUGAACACAUGGACAUUGAGUGCCCAAAAAAUGUAUAACCAUGUUGGAGCAUUAAACUACAAAAUGUUUUACUCACUGGAGAGACAAAUGGGACACAUUCAGUCAUUAAGUGAUUCAACUUUGCCACUGUAAACCCAUGCAAUUUGUAUCUUAAUUUCAAAGAACAUAAACUGAAUCCAGCCAUUUCAUUUUAAACCAAUGGUAUAAAAAGCUACACCUGGAAAGAGAAGCAGUUUCUGAAAGCUAGGGCAGUGAUUAUGCAUAAGAAACACUAUUUAAUUACUGUUUACACCUCAAUUUCUCUGCCACAAAGAUAUUUAUGAUUGGUUAUUUUGAAACAAUGUUACAAACAAUGUAAUGUGAAGAGUUUCAAACACUGAUGGAAAAAAAGGUACUUUUUACACUUUUCAGCCCUCCAUCAGUCUGUAAUUGUAUCUCUCUUAAAUUACUCAAAAUACAAAUAAUGAUAUUCCCAGCUGCUCUGGGAACAUUGCUGGUCAGACAUGUCCAUUUAUUAACAUCUCCAUCUUGUUUUCACUAUGAUUAAUUUUGUUUACUUGAUGUGUUAAAAUUUUUAAACCCACAUUAGGUGUUCAAUUUACUAUUUAGUUACAUGUUGUUACUUUAUAUUAUUGGAAUAAUUACAUGCCAGGGUCUAGAUUGCGGUGGUCACAAAAUUCAAUUUCACUUGAUUCUAUCCAAUAAGGCAACAGGGAUGCAAGAUUAUCUUUUUACUGUGGUAAAAGUACCUCAAAUAAUCCAGUCCUGUGACAAACAGUACAAGAAGGCUGAGUAACUAUUCAUAGAAUCCUUAUCCCAAGACACUAAAUGGGUAGAUCUACCUUAAUUCUAAGGUCCUGUUUCAUUAAUCUUAACAUAUCCUCACCAUCCUAAGAGGUGUUCUAUUUGUCAUCUCUAGUGAAGUUCAUUAGAUGACCAUUUGCAGGGAUGAGGAAUUGAGUCAGCAAUUAUAACUUGUACAGAAAACCUUGUGAUGCAACUCUUUUCCCCUGAACAGCUAAAAAAAAAAAAAAAAAAAAACUGUCAAAAACCAGAUAUCAUUUAAACAGGAUACACUGGGCUUGAACCUCACCCCCCGCCCCCUUCUGAAAGUGGCCACUCGUAACCAUCACCCAUAUCAAACAAGUGCUUGGAAUAAGAAAGUCCUCAUUCUCUUCUGCAUUAGAUCAGGUGCCAUUUACGCCUCUUCAUUGCUUUAAUGAAUGUAGGUCACAAUCACUCCCUUUGGAUCAUUCAUUGUAGAUGUCAGUUGUCAAAGUAUUCAUGUAUUAAUUACUGUGAUGCAGGGCAUGGUCAUCUAUUUAUUAGAAAUAGAUUAUUCAGCAGUCUGCAAUAAUGAAUAAAACUUCAUUACUGGCUACAAAAAUGUCCUUUUUUCAAAAUCUUUAAAUCAUAGACUUCUGUCUGGAAACUGGCCUAA